Anguilla anguilla (European eel) is the source of this 2277-nucleotide messenger RNA. Its product is annotated as ubiquitin-conjugating enzyme E2-17 kDa-like. Gene Ontology annotation, cellular component: nucleus. Gene Ontology annotation, biological process: protein polyubiquitination. Lineage: Eukaryota; Metazoa; Chordata; Actinopteri; Anguilliformes; Anguillidae. Bases 198 to 1922 code for a protein of 574 amino acids. The transcript is spliced from 15 exons. The record is from RefSeq and is a predicted model, not a curated record. Gene Ontology annotation, molecular function: ubiquitin conjugating enzyme activity.
UAGCAUUUAUUGUAUCUGAAGGAGAGGAAAAAAUCCCAGGCUGCAGUGAAGAAAACCUCAAGGAAACAUCGAUCCAGAGAGCAACCGAUAUUGAGAGGAUUUUAUUGAGUCUUCCUCUGGCACGCAACUUCCCUCUGUGCAUUUCCCCUGGUCCUGGUCGCAAUUUUCAGGUUAAUCCAGAGAAGACGUUUGAUGAGAUGACUGAGGGCUUGUCAACGUACUCUCACCUGCAAGCAACUCCACCUUUACAAUUAAUGAGUCAAGGAUUCUCAGGACACGCUCUUGUAUACAUCAAAGAUAACCUCUGCUUUUGGCAAAGUAACAAUAAAGAACGGCCUUGGGAGGCAAAUUUUCAAGAUUUCCUGACUGGUAAAAUAAUAACUCUAGAUGUGCGUCAACUGGCACGUGAAACUGGAGAUUUCAGAAAUAACCAGACCUUCCAAAUAAACAGAGUUCCAAAAGAAGCAAUACUGGUGCUGGUGGAUGCAAGCUCAUCCAUGACUCGGCAAUGUUACACAACAUGGAACAGAAUGGAUGCUGUCAAACAACUGUUCCACAGCUUUUCAAACCGGACCAUGGCAUACAAUUUUCCUCUUGUCAUUGGACUUGUUAAGGUCGGAAAGGAUCUAAAAUUCCAUAAAUUCACAGAGUCACUGGAAACCUUCACGAAUUACGUAGAUCAGCUUGAAGCCCAGGGAAACACUCCACUCUAUGAUGCCUUAAUUCUUGGACUUUCUGAGCUCCAGAACAUCAAAAAGUGUUUUCCAAACUGCAGACUCCGCAUGCUGUGUCUCACUGAUGGACAUGACCAAGGGUCUAGAAGUGAUCCAGUGCAAGUCGCAGUCAAACUGAUUGAUGCCGACAUAGUUGUGGAUUCCAUUCUCCUUGGAAAUGAGAAAAAUGCGGUUCUGCAUGGAAUCAGCAACGUGACAGGAGGUUGCUGUUUCAAACCAGAGACGAGCAAAGACGCGUUAAAACUCUUUGAAAUGGAAACAGUCCUGUCUUUGGAGAGGAGGAAACUGAAGAAAAAAUCUGAAGCAUCCUCUGUGCGGACACUGGCUGAUUUAAUGUCUCAAUCACAUGGCUUUGAUGACCAGCCAGAAGUUGCACAUCCUGCACAAUUAAGCCAGAAAGUAACCCUACCACAAAAUGCUCUGAAAAAUAAAAUUCGGGAAUCCAAGACUUCAAGAUUCAAGGUCAAGGAUGGACGAAUACUGGAGGAACUGAAACACCUGCACAUCGAUCCACAUCCGUACUGCACAGUUUUUCCCUCAGAGACCGACUUCACAUUCUGGAAGAUUCUAAUGAAAGGGCCUCCUGACACACCAUAUGCAGAAGGAGCCUUUGAGCUCUACUGCCAAUUUGGAGAAGAUUACCCCCUGAAACCCCCCACAGUGCGCUUCCUCACUCCUAUUUACCACUGCAAUGUGAACAGUGUGGGACGCAUCUGUCACAAUAUAUUUGAUCGGGACUACUCUGCCCACGUUACAAUGAAAGAGAUACUGGAAGCGGUGUUCGGACUCCUGAUCGCACCGGAAGCUGAGGAUCCCUUAGACAGCAUACUCGCUGAACAGUUCCAGUCCUGCAGGGAACAGUAUGAGGAGGUCGCCCAGAAAAGCACUAAACAAGCUGCAGCCACACCCAUUGAGGACAUAGAGAAGCAAUUGGUUGGUCAAGAUUUGAGACAAGCCCAGAUACCCUCCCAUUUAAUCUGCAAACUCUCGAAAAAGAUGUUUGUUGAUCCAGUGAAAACGCCUUAUGGAGAUAUCUAUGAGCGUCAAGCCAUUGAAGAUGCUCUGCAAAAGCAGAAAACAGAUCCAUUCAGCAACAGGCCUCUAGAUGUAAAAGACCUCAAGCCACACAGGGAGAUGAAAAUCAUGGCACAGAAACACAGAGAGAGUGAGAUUCAGGAAAUUGCUUAAAUGCUUAAAUUCAGGAAAUUGCUUAAAACUCCCUUUUCAGUGCACCUCUGUUAAUCUGGAGCAUUACCAUGGUAAUUUCAUUUUUGUGAUGCAAGGGAAGGUAAAAGCCUGAAAUAUUCAAAAGUGAUACAAAUUUUGCCAUUCUGGAUAGAUGUGAGAUUCAAUAUUUUUCUUUUUCUUUGAUUUUUUUUUAAACCUUUCGGGGUUUUUUAAUUGAUAUUAAUUAUUGAAGAAUUAAUUUUAAUGUCUUAUUUUUCUUUUUUUUUCUCUUUAUUUUAUCAGCUGCACUCACCGGCAAAUGUAACGUAUUUGUGUACCAAAUAUAAUGGACGAUAAACAGCAGCAUAAUGAGCAU